AUGGACUCUCCUAUAGAGGUCAAUAUUGCUGCAACUAAAGCGUUUGGAAAUUUUCACGAGGCAAACCGAAAAAGAUUACCUCCUACUACACCAGUCCAAAGUCCCCCUCAAGCUAAAUGGAGCAAACCUCCUCCAGGUUACUUUAAAGUCAACUGUGAUACCUCUUUCCUUCAGCAUAAUGCCUCGGGAGGUCUAGGCUACAUCAUCAGGGACUCGCUUGGGAGAGUGAUAGCAGCUGUAUCUCAACCCAGCCAAUUCACUUCCCCUCUUCAGGGUGAAGCUCUUGCGCCGCGCACUGUGCUUCUUGAAGCCAUCUCGGAAACUCUCGAUAGAGUUCAUGUGGAAUCAGAUAACAGGGAUCUCAUUCUCUACUUGGAGAACCCAGGAAAGGCUCCACCCUCCACAUUGAGCCCCAUUUUAGAGGACAUCAGAUUCAUCGCCUCUCAGUUUGAGACUUGUUUGUUUUUUCACAUUUCAAGGGAUAUCAACUCAGUAGCUAAUUACCUUGCCCAGAAAGCCUCAUCCCUAGCAUGUAGGACGUCAUGGUCUAUUUCCACUGCCUGGCUUCGGGAUCUAUGUAACUCAGAUGCCUCGGCUUUUGCCGCUUCAAUAAAUUUUUAA
Molecule: messenger RNA, 621 nt
Organism: Telopea speciosissima
Lineage: Eukaryota; Viridiplantae; Streptophyta; Magnoliopsida; Proteales; Proteaceae
Exons: 1
Coding region: 1-621 (206 amino acids)
Molecular function (GO): RNA-DNA hybrid ribonuclease activity; nucleic acid binding
Source: RefSeq, a predicted model, not a curated record